UCUUAAUCGCCUUGAUUGAUAAGGAGAGUCCGAUUAAUAAAUCGCUAAGAUAUCACAAUUAGGCUAACCAACGUAUCCAUAGUGGAUGGUAAAUGUGUUUAAUAAUUAUUUUAUAGAAAAUGAGGGUUCUCCUACUACUCCUAAGUCUGUUCUCCGCAUCAUGGGCAGAGGAGCAGCAAGCGACCAAAGUGCCCAGGGCUGUGGAGAUGACCUUGGGAGUAGACAUGAAGCCUCCUAAAGAAUGGGACAGCCUGCCCACUAGGAAUGUCUUCGUAACCUGGAUGCCCAUGCCACUUGAUCACUUUGACCCUCAUAACCCAACAAUUUUUCACAUGAGAUUCAUGUUCAACGAGGAAUUCUUCGGAGGCGAUGGUUCUCCAAUAUUCAUCUUAGUCGGUGGGGAGUGGGACAUUGACCAUCGUUGGUUACUGGCUGGUAAUAUGUACGAAAUGGCACGAGAGAACAAAGGGUAUCAGAUAUACACUGAACAUCGCUACUACGGUGCAACUAAAAUAUUCCCAACAUUCACUGCUGAAAACUUGCGUUUCUUGAACAUUGAUCAAGCUCUAGCUGACCUAGCAUAUUUCAUAGUAGAGAUGAAGAAACAGCCGCGUUUUGCAAACAGCAAAGUGAUACUGUACGGAGGAUCAUACGCUGCGAAUAUGGUGAUGUGGUUCAAGAAACGCUAUCCUCACUUGGUGGUCGGUUCCGUAGCUUCGAGUGGACCGAUCCUAGCUAAGGUGGACUUCACAGAAUACUUGGAAGUGGUCCAUGAAGCUUUCUUGCUAGAGGGAGGAGAGCAGUGCAUAGCACACAUUAAACGUGGAAUAGAUGACACAUUGGCUGCAAUUAGAACAGAAUCUGGAAGACGCAUGCUGGAACAGGCAUACAGGCUUUGUGCACCACUCGACUAUGACGAUAUCUUUGCUAUGGGAUACUUUUCGGGACUUAUCACUUGGAGCUUCUCUGCUGCGGUACAGGGAGCAAGGCCGGGCAGUUUAAUGAAUAUUUGUAAUAAUUUCGAGGCUGGAAACUUUGGAUCAACUCCAAUGGAACAGAUUGGUGCAUUCAUAGCGUUAAUUCAAGAACUGGAAUCGAACGAAUGCUGGACUAUUACAUAUGAAGGUUUACUCGCCGCAUACAAUCGUACAGACAACUCUCGAGCGUGGUAUUACCAAACUUGCACUGAAUAUGGAUUUUUCCAAACUGCGCCCAAAUCCGGUACUGUGUUCGAUGGCCUGACGUGGCUUAACGUAGACUUCUAUACUGACGUUUGCCUAAGAAACUUUGACAGCAGAUUUGAUAAAGAUUUCGUCCUCGCUGCGGCUGACCGUGUAAACUUAGUAUUUGGAGGCCUCGGGCCCGAAGUGAACAAUACCAUUAACAUCCACGGGUACAUCGAUCCAUGGCGGGCGCUCGGUGUUUAUAAAGAAGAUAUUUCGGAGACCUCUCCAACUUUUACCGUGGACAGAUUUAUGUACAACGAAGAAUUUUUUGGUGGCGAUGGUUCUCCGAUAUUCGUCACGAUUGCUGGAGACUGGCACAUUUCUCCCAACUGGUUGACCAGGGGAAACAUGUACGAAAUGGCAAGACAGAACAAGGGAUAUCAAGUAUAUGUCGAACAUCGAUAUUAUGGAGAAUCUCAAGUUUUUGAGAAAUUAACCAUAGAAAACCUUCGUUUCUUAAACGUAAAUCAGGCGCUUGCCGACCUAGCAUAUUUCAUUGGAGAGUUGAAGAGACAGCCUCGCUUCGCAAACAGCAAAGUUAUACUGUACGGACCAGCUUAUGCUGGCAAAUUAGCGUUGUGGUUUAAGAAGCGAUAUCCUCACUUGGCGGUCGGCUCCGUUGUAUCCAGUGCCGCAAUUUUAGCUAAAGUUGACAUCGGUGAGCAACUGGAAGUGGUGCAUGAGGCUUUCUUGCUGGAGGGAGGAGAACAGUGCAUAGCACAUAUUCGAGAAGGAAUAGAAGAGACAGUUGCUGCCCUGAAAACCGAAAGUGGAAAACGCAUCGUUGAAGAAGUGUACAGUUUAUGUGACCCAUUGGAUAAUGCCAUGGAUUUGGGCCGAUUUUCAGGCAUAAUAGCUUGGACUUUUAUAAAUUUCGUACUGAAUUCUAGACCGGGACAAAUAAAAGACAUAUGUAAAAAUUUCGACGGUAACAAUUAUGGAACCACUCCAAUGCAGCAAAUUGCUGGAUUCGUAGCAGCAGCCACAGGAACAGAAACGGAUAUCACCUGUUUUAGUUCUUCUUUCGAAGUUUUUAUUAAUUUAUACAUGAAUAUGGAUAGUAAAAUGUCACAUCGUGCAAUCCUUUUCCAAACAUGCACUGAAUUCGGUUAUUUCCAAACUGCACCCAAAUCCGGCACUGUGUUUGACGACCUGACAUGGCUUAACAUAGACUUCUAUAACGAGAUAUGCCUGAGAUCUUUUGAUAAAAGAUUUAAUCCAGAGUUUGUGCAUGCCGCUGUUGACCGAGUGAACUUAGCAUUCGGUGGACUCUCGCCUGAGGUGAACAAUGUCAUCAACAUUCACGGAUAUUACGAUCCUUGGCGGCCGCUCGGUGUUUACAAGGAAGAUAUUUCAGAAACCUCUCCUACUUUUACCGUGGACAGGGCAUCUCAUUGCUUCGACACGAUAGAUUGGGAACCUAGCGACGACACCGCCGACAUGAUAGCUGUUCAGCAAGAAGCAAGGAGAAUAGUAGCGUCUUGGCUAUCUGAUUAA
This is a messenger RNA of Spodoptera exigua (beet armyworm), 2723 nucleotides long. NCBI's taxonomy places the organism in Eukaryota, Metazoa, Arthropoda, Insecta, Lepidoptera, Noctuidae. The record is from the annotation of a GenBank genome assembly.